AUGGAUGUUGAACAAGAGGCUGGUGGCGCCAGUCACCUCCUCCCACCAACACCUCCACCCACCAACACCUCCUCCCACCAACACCUGCUCCCACCAACACCUCCUCCCACCAACACCUCCACCCACCAACACCUCCUCCCACCAACACCUCCACCCACCAACACCUCCUCCCACCAACACCUCCUCCCACCAACACCUCCUCCCACCAACACCUCCACCCACCAACACCUCCUCCAACCAACACCUCCUCCCACCAACCAAUACCUCCUUCCACUAACACCUCCUCCCACCAACACCUCCUCUAAAUGA
Molecule: messenger RNA, 309 nt
Organism: Mizuhopecten yessoensis (Yesso scallop)
Lineage: Eukaryota; Metazoa; Mollusca; Bivalvia; Pectinida; Pectinidae
Product: spore coat protein SP85-like
Exons: 1
Coding region: 1-309 (102 amino acids)
Source: RefSeq, a predicted model, not a curated record